UUGCCACCGGAAGUUUGGGUGUUCCGUUCCUUUUCUUUUUCUUGCGCGCUGUUGAUUACAUACAAUAAGAAACAACAAUGCCGCCAAAGUUCGAUCCUACUGAAGUUAAAUUAGUUUACCUGAAAUGUGUCGGAGGAGAAGUCGGUGCUACCUCAUCCCUGGCUCCAAAAAUUGGUCCACUCGGUUUGUCCCCAAAAAAAAUUGGUGAUGAUAUCGCUAAGGCCACCCAAGACUGGAAAGGUCUUAAGAUCACAGUGUGCUUGACCAUCCAAAACAGGCAAGCUACAAUUUCCGUUGUCCCAUCGGCCGCUUCCCUCAUCAUCAAGGCUCUUAAGGAACCACCACGUGAUAGGAAGAAGCAGAAGAAUAUUAAACACAGUGGAAAUAUUGCUUUCGAUGAUAUUCUAGCCAUUGCCCGGACGAUGAGACCCCGCUCAAUGGCACGUGAAUUAAAAGGAACCUGCAAAGAGAUCCUUGGUACAGCGCAGAGCGUUGGUUGCACAGUUGAUGGUCGUCCACCACACGACAUUAUCGAGGACAUUGAUAGCGGCGCCAUCGAAUGUCCAGCUGAAUAAAUACAAACACUAAAGUUUUAAAUAAAUUGAAAGAAAAAA
Hermetia illucens (black soldier fly) is the source of this 614-nucleotide messenger RNA. It is a transcript of the gene RpL12, whose product is annotated as 60S ribosomal protein L12. Gene Ontology annotation, molecular function: structural constituent of ribosome; large ribosomal subunit rRNA binding. Bases 78 to 575 code for a protein of 165 amino acids. The transcript has 4 exons. Gene Ontology annotation, cellular component: cytosolic large ribosomal subunit; ribosome. Lineage: Eukaryota; Metazoa; Arthropoda; Insecta; Diptera; Stratiomyidae. Gene Ontology annotation, biological process: translation. The record is from RefSeq and is a predicted model, not a curated record.